UCCUUACGACACGAUUUCGCAGAACACGCGUUGCAGGGAGAAGCCGCGGAUUUGAGUUUUGCAGCUAACAAGCUAACACGUACUGUGUAAUGCACAGCUUUGUCUGUUUAUGGGAAUGUUUCACUUCUAACACUCAGAACGUCCAGUUUUUGUAUGAAUCAACAUGAACCUUGACAGGCUCAGAAAGCGAGUGCGGCAGUACAUUGACCAGCAACAAUAUCAAAGUGCUCUGUUUUGGGCCGAUAAGAUAGCAUCACUCUCUCAUGAGGACCCCCAGGAUAUCUACUGGCUCGCUCAGUGCCUUUAUCUCACCUCACAGUACCACAGAGCCUCACACGCCCUCCGGUCACGAAAGCUUGACAAGUUAUAUGGAGCUUGUCAGUAUCUUGCUGCUAGGUGCCAUUAUGCUGCCAAAGAGUUCCAGCAGGCCUUGGACAUCCUGGAUGCAGAGGAGCCAGCUAAUAGGAAGCUACUUGAGCAAAGGGGGAAGGAGGACGGUGGGACAGAGUCUGCAAAGGACUGGGACAUGUCUCCAGCUUCUAUCAGUAGCUCCAUCUGCCUCCUGCGGGGUAAGAUCUACGAUGCCAUGGACAACAGGCCUCUGGCAACCUCCAGCUACAAAGAGGCCUUGAAACUAGAUGUGUACUGCUUUGAAGCCUUUGACCUUUUGACUUCCCACCACAUGUUGACGGCACAGGAAGAAAAAGACUUCCUCGGGUCACUUAACCUUAAUCAGCAGUGCACAGAGGAAGAGGAGGAGCUGCUACACUUCCUUUUUGAAAAUAAAUUAAAGAAGUAUAACAAGCCCAGUGAUCUGGUGGUGCCAGAGAUGGUAAACGGUCUUCAGGACAACUUGGAUGUAGUCGUGUCUCUUGCUGAGAGGCACUAUUAUAAUUGUGAUUUCAAGAUGUGCUACAAACUCACAGCCAUGGUGUUGGUAAAAGACCCUUUCCAUGCCAACUGUUUACCAGUUCACAUAGGAACGUUGGUGGAGCUCGGUAAAUCAAAUGAGUUAUUUUACCUCUCACACAGACUUGUUGACUUGUACCCCAACAACCCGGUAUCCUGGUUUGCCGUUGGGUGCUACUAUCUCAUGGUCGGCAGCAAAAAUGAACACGCCCGCCGAUACCUUAGCAAAGCCACGACCCUGGAGAGAACCUACGGUCCUGCGUGGAUCGCCUACGGCCACUCGUUUGCUGUGGAGAGUGAACACGAUCAAGCCAUGGCUGCCUACUUCACUGCUGCUCAGCUGAUGAAAGGCUGUCACUUACCCAUGCUCUACAUUGGACUGGAAUAUGGUCUGACCAACAACUCUAAACUGGCAGAGCGUUUCUUCAGCCAGGCUCUCAGCAUCGCUCCAGAAGACCCAUUUGUCAUCCAUGAGGUGGCGGUGGUUGCGUUUCAAAAUGGGGACUGGAAAACAGCAGAAAGGUUAUUUCUUGAUGCAAUGGAGAAGAUCAAAGCCAUAGGGAAUGAGGUUACUGUGGACAAGUGGGAGCCCUUGUUAAAUAACUUGGGUCACGUGUGUCGAAAACUGAAAAAGUACGAGCAGGCUCUGGAGUACCACCGUCAAGCCCUGGUGUUGAUCCCGCAGCACGCCUCUACUUAUUCUGCAAUAGGAUACGUGCACAGCCUCAUGGGAGACUUUGAAAGUGCCAUUGACUAUUUUCACACAGCACUAGGACUGAAAAGGGAUGACACUUUCUCCGUGACCAUGCUCGGUCAUUGCAUUGAGAUGUACUUCGGUGACACAGAUUCCUAUAUCGGCACAGACAUAAAUGACAAGGUGCGAGGCAGCUUGACCACUCCGGCGCUGAUGAAGAUGUUGAACACAUCAGAGUCUGGUGAGCUUCCAGCUGAGCCAAGGUUGGAUGAGACGAGCGUGACGCCACUGGAAACGCCCGUAUCCAAUCAGGACAAGAUGAUGCUGGAGACGCCUCUUCGGCUCUCAUUGACCCUUGAGUGUGACAUGUACGAGAGCGACAUGAUGCUAGACACCCUAUCAGACACCAGCACGUGAUCUUAUCCUGUGAGGAGGUGGAACUGCUGUAGUAACAGGUUGUCAUGGAUGCAAGUACCCAAGCCCAAAGGACAUCAACCAACCCACAUGUUCAGCAGCUGUCCUUUCCCCCUUUGUGCACUAUGUAGUGGUCUUAAACAAAGAUACAGUGAAGGUUUUGAACGGAGAUUUGUGAAUUUGUAUCCAGUACCCAUUGUAUACCAUAAGAAUUAACAAGAAUGCACUUUAAAAGGGGGUGUAUGAACACAUGCCUUGUUUAAGAGGUUGAAUGUGUUUAGUCUUGGGCUGAAACACUGGAAACACGUGGCCCCCUGCCUCCUGUUUUUCAAACACAGCCACGUACCUCACAUCACAUGUUAAAGAUGAUAUCACUUGUUACUGCCUGAGGCAGGACCCUCCCUGCUGCUUAACCUGUGGAUUUUCACUCUGGAUGAAGAACCAGCUGAAUAGAAUCAAUUUUGGUGAAUAGAUUUUUGUUGUUAUUCCUACAAUAAACCAUGCAUUUAUCUCUUUAAAAAAAAAAAAAGUUGUGUUAUGGGUUAUUGUGCUUUUCCCACCCAGUUCAACACUUUAACAUGGCAAUAAACUGGUGGUACAUAGA
This is a messenger RNA of Nothobranchius furzeri (turquoise killifish), 2621 nucleotides long. RefSeq names its product cell division cycle 16 homolog (S. cerevisiae) (gene cdc16). The record is from RefSeq and is a predicted model, not a curated record. Gene Ontology annotation, biological process: anaphase-promoting complex-dependent catabolic process; positive regulation of mitotic metaphase/anaphase transition; protein ubiquitination. Gene Ontology annotation, cellular component: cytoplasm; anaphase-promoting complex. Lineage: Eukaryota; Metazoa; Chordata; Actinopteri; Cyprinodontiformes; Nothobranchiidae. Gene Ontology annotation, molecular function: protein binding.